This is a messenger RNA of Panicum virgatum (switchgrass), 2097 nucleotides long. RefSeq lists its product as uncharacterized. The transcript has 10 exons. Bases 1 to 2097 code for a protein of 698 amino acids. NCBI's taxonomy places the organism in Eukaryota, Viridiplantae, Streptophyta, Magnoliopsida, Poales, Poaceae. The record is from RefSeq and is a predicted model, not a curated record.
AUGGACACGGGUGUCGCGAACCAGCAGAAGCUGCCGGCGGACGCUGGAGGGGUUGCGCCGGCGGCGGGAAGCAAGGCGGGCGGCGGCGGUGGCGAGCGGAAGCACCUCUCCUCCAUCGCCAACCACGUGCUCCGGCAAUGUUCCCUGACAUUGGACAGGAGUGUUAAUGAUUUGGUUGCAGACUUCGAGUUGGGCUUAAAGACUGCUGCAGUUGACAACUACUCAAGGAAACUAGUUGAGUUUUGUAGCCUUCAGGCCCUGCAAAUCAUCACAUCUCAUGAUAUAGGAGAAAAGAUAAGUGAGGGAUCGCUUAGUCGAUUCACUUUUGAUAUGAUGCUAGCUUGGGAAACCCCCACUCCUUCGGAUCAACAGACUACCAUGGAGAGCAUAGCGAAAGAAAGGGAAGACAGAAAGGAGCCACUGGGAGCAAAUGAAGCUGUGAUGGGUGAUGAGACUUCACUGUUCUAUUCAGAUAUCAUGCCUCUUCUUGUGAAUGAAGAGCCAACUGUUGGAGAAGAAGCGUACGUGUGGUUUGGUUCUGUAUUCCCUUUGGCUUGUGACGUGGUCAAUGCUCGAUUCACAUUUGAGGCUCUCACUGCUACCACAGCUAAUAGGCUGCAUUAUCCUGCUUAUGACAGAUUCCUGAAAGAGAUGGAUAAAUCCUUCAAGUUCUUGCAAAACUUGCCAAUUCCAACUGGAAUUGAAUUUGCUGAAGACGAAUUCAUUUUGCACAUGGAGGGGACAGCAGGAACACAAAGGGUAGUGAGGCACGUUGGAACCUCCAGUUGGCCAGGUCGAGUGACCCUGACAAACAAGGCACUAUAUUUUGAGGCUUCUGGAAAAAUUACAUACGAAUCCGCUAUCAAGGUUGAUCUUUCACACACUGAAAUUGAACACCAAAUUAACACGGCUUCAACAGGCCCUUUUGGCGUGCCUUUGUUUGAUAAAGCCAUCGUCUUUGAGUCACUACCUGAGCCUCUGGUUUUGGAGUUUCCCGAGAUGACAAGCUCAACAAGGCGGGAUAUGUGGCUUACUCUGAUAAGAGAAGUACUCUUCAUUCACCGUUUUAUAUCAAUGUACAACAUAGAAUCACCCGUUCACAAAUGGGAGGUACACUCUAGAAUUAUAUUGGGAGUAAUAAGGCUCCAUGCGGCAAGAGAGAUGCUAAGGAUGGCGCCGCCGCCUCCAUCCAGUUUUUUAGUGUUCUCACUGUAUGAUGACCUGCCUAAAGGUGAUUUUGUACUUGAACAACUAGCGAGCAACCUGAAGCAGACCUCCACCAUUACCCGAUUGAGUGCAUCCUAUGUAUUUAAGGGUUUAAGCAAAUCUUAUGUGAUACCUUUGAGUGCGGAGAUAGCAAAGGAUCAUGAGACAGACUCCAAUGGCCAUGAGCAGCCCCUGGCAUCCCUAGAAAACAAGAUUGAUCAAGUGAAAGAUGAGGCCAGGGAAGUCACCGCUGCCAAUGCUGCCAUUGAAGGGAUGAGGGAGGAAGGCAUCACUGAUAGCCUUCUCGUACUGGUGGGAUUGGUCAGUUCCAUCAGCAAAUUGCGCCCAGUGAUCCAGCAGAUAACCUCAUGGGAAAGACCGCUUGUUACUGGCAGUAUCCUUGCUGUAACAUUGCUAACCAUAUACAAUGAGUGGUUCGGUUAUGUGUUAGCCGCAUCCCUGAUGCUGGCAGUUGGCAUGAUGGUUUGGGCUAGACAAAGAAAGAUCGGCAAGAUAUGCUCGGAAGUGAUCAUCGAUACUUCAUCGGACAAGACAACAAUGGAGAGCAUAGUGGAAGCACAACAAAACCUGAAGAAAGCGCACGAGUACAUCAAGACAGCAAACAUCAUCAUCCUUAGGCUGUGGGCGAUCGCGCUAGCGAGGUCGCCAAAGCACACAGAGACGAUGAUAUGGAUGCUGACCGGGUCCGCAGUGGUGGUGGCCGUCAUCCCGUUCAAGUACAUCCUGAUCGGGGCGGUGGCAGGCGGCCUCCUGGCGAACACGAGGAUCGCGAAGGCCAUGUCGAACCCGCAGGGUAGCCGGCGGUGGAGGGAGUGGUGGGAGUCCAUCCCCGCCGUCCCGGUUCGAACAGUUGACAAGAACGAGCUGUGA